AUGGACCUCACCUUCCAUAUCAGUCAAGAUGGAAAAGUCCCGAAAAGAUCCUAUGCCAGGGGUGCUUGUGAGAGAUGCCGCCUGAGAAAGAAGAAAUGCUACCAUCAGAAAGCAAACCGACAAUCGGCGUUUUCUACGCCACAGCGGCCGACUACCCAGUUUGUUCAAUAUUCUCCAGCUACGACGCGGGGGUCACAAUCACCACGGGGUGUUUCAGCAUCGCAGCGACUUCCUGGCGCACCUGCAGAGCCCAAGCUACAGAGUGCGCAACAACCCUCUCAAGUUCACAUCGAUAGUCAAAGAAACGCCUCGCAAAUUUCACAGAGGGAUACCAGCACCCAUCGGUUUAUCGGUGACUUGAACCCAGUUGUACUCUUUGUCGACGAUGGUAGUAUGAGACUCAUGCGUGGGCGUGCUCAUCAGCAGGAUGUUGGAGUCUGGCUCGAUGGGGAAAAUGAAUUUAUUGAAAAAGGCGAGAACGCCUCUCAUGAAGAGCGCUCAUCGAGUAAUACCCGAUACCAGGUGUCUCGAUCAAAGCGACAUUCCGGAUGCGCGGGUCCUCUUCUCCCGCCACGACAAACGCAGGAAGCGUUGAUAAACAUUUACUUUCAUCGCAUCCACCCCAUGCUCCCUCUGGUCCACGAGGAAGACUUUCAAAUGCAAUUCCGCAAUGGUACUGUUUCUCUGUACCUCGUGCAGGCAAUAUGUCUGGUGGCCUCGAAGGAACGCGAUGCAGAACCAUUGCUCCAGCUUGGGGAUCGUACCGAAACCAUUCCCCCUCGCAAAUUUAGCGACCUUCUGUACGACGACCUUUGCUAUGCUAUUACCAUGCGUCUAGAGCGGAAACGGAUGGCUUUAAUACAGACCCUUGCUCUUGCUUCGUUGCAUACUUCAAGACCAAAGAGCUUUGAGGACGCGUCGCUCUACUUAGCCCAAGCCAUUCAUCAUGCUCACACGGUUGGGCUACACUUCCUAAAGUGCGGACCUGAAAGGCAUGAAAAACCGCUAGUUACACUGUUUUGGUGCCUGUGGAGUCUUGACCGAUGGACUGCUGCCAUUCACGGGAGGCCGUUGGUGAUCCAUGACAGAGACCUGGGACAACAGCUCACAGACGUGAUUGACCUAUUCGACAGCCCGUUCCGCGUCUGGCUUUCCUUGGCGUCAAUCAUGGGCGAGGUCAUGGUGGUGUAUCGGCCAAUGCUGGAUGCCCCGGUGGAUGAGAACAAACCCGAAAUUCCCCGAUUCGAAGAACUGAUCGCGAAAUGUCAAGCGGAGAAUAUACCCUUGGAUCAAAUGUUGUCGUUUGAAUUGGCGUAUCAUGCAAUAGCUCUUCUAGCUUCGCGGCCAUGGGGCCUUAAGGCUCAACCUCGGUCUCACGCGUUGUACCUGCGACAGGAUCUGGCUGUCUAUCGCAUAGCCACGCUGAUACAAAUGUGCGCUAUCAGUCAGUUCGCGCCUUUACCGACAGUUGCGUAUUCCAUCUCACUUGCGUUCUCCAUCUCCUAUAAACAGCUCAAGCGUUGUCAGCUUCUCAGUGCCCAGCAUGCGGCCAAGAAACAUUUACAAACUUUUUAUAAGAGCCUAGAGGCUCUGAGCUCGAUGUGGUGGUCCGCUCAAGUGAUGACCCGGCUUGGUCAGCGUGCACUGGACGGCAUGCAACGCCUGGCGGGAAGAACGAGUCAACUAGCGCCGCCAUACAAGAAGGGACCUAUUGCUGCAGCUUCAUCAAGCUGCGAUGCCUGUGAUGUGUGUUCGUUCCAUUCCGAAGGGAGCUCAGUAGCAGUAGCCGAAGCGGCACACGACCAACAACUUUUUGAAAACGAGGCCGUCGCAAUGACAGAUCACCAACCAUUGUUCGACUUUGGGGACUUGGAUGACAGCGGUUUUAAUGAUUUUGUGGCGGAUCCCAUCUUUCAGGAUAUCGACGAUCAGCUGGGAAAUUUUUUGAACAUUACUAUCCCCAAAUGCCCUUCGGACUCGGCCUUUAUCAACCCGGACACGAUGUGGAACCCCGAUGAGUUUGACUUUUCUUGCCAUUAG
Messenger RNA from Aspergillus bombycis, 2040 nucleotides. Its product is annotated as transcription factor. Lineage: Eukaryota; Fungi; Ascomycota; Eurotiomycetes; Eurotiales; Aspergillaceae. Gene Ontology annotation, biological process: regulation of DNA-templated transcription; DNA-templated transcription. The record is from RefSeq and is a predicted model, not a curated record. The transcript has 3 exons. Gene Ontology annotation, molecular function: zinc ion binding; DNA binding; DNA-binding transcription factor activity, RNA polymerase II-specific. Bases 1 to 2040 code for a protein of 679 amino acids.